Messenger RNA from Rosa chinensis, 1201 nucleotides. Its product is annotated as NEDD8-specific protease 1. The transcript has 3 exons. The record is from RefSeq and is a predicted model, not a curated record. Gene Ontology annotation, molecular function: cysteine-type peptidase activity; deNEDDylase activity. The coding region runs from base 277 to 954 and encodes 225 amino acids. Gene Ontology annotation, biological process: proteolysis. NCBI's taxonomy places the organism in Eukaryota, Viridiplantae, Streptophyta, Magnoliopsida, Rosales, Rosaceae.
UAUAUAUGUACAGGCUCGACACCAACAAAAUCACCUGAACGACGACGUACUGCGCGAAACUGGAACCCGCCGCCUACACAAUAAGCUUCUUCUUAAAUCUUGAUAGCAGGAGGAUCACAACUCAAAGUAGAAGAAAACCAACCACACUUGCAGAGCUUCUCCUUGCCCAAAUUCUCUGAAUUUCUCAGGUGCUUAGAUCUGUUGUUUCUGCAAAGAUUACCUAUUGUGGAUAGAUAAAAUUGCUGAAAAGAAAAAUGAAUACAUCAUCACUACCAAAUGGCAAAAAGUAAUCCUGAUGAAAAGAUUCUCAGCUACAAUGAUGUGGUACUUAGACGAUCAGACUUGGAUAUCCUCAGCGGCCCAUAUUUUCUCAAUGAUCGAAUCAUCGAGUUCUAUUUUAGUUAUCUUUCAUCAUGCUCUGAGGAGAUUUUACUCAUUCCACCUUCAAUUACAUUCUGGAUAAUGAAUUGCCCAGCUGAGAGCCUAAAAGACUUCCUAGACCCUCUUCAUUUACCUGAUAAGAAACUGGUAAUCUUUCCUGUCAAUGACAAUGAUGAUGUGAGUGAAGCUGAAGGUGGAUAUCAUUGGAGCCUACUUGCAUUUGAGAGAAGCAUCAACACAUUUGUUCAUCAUGAUAGCAAUGGAGGGGGAUGGAAUAAAGGUCCCGCCAAACGACUUUAUAAUGCUGUUAAGAAAUUUAUGAGUGAUUCCAGUUCAACAACUGAGCCCAUUUAUAAAGAGUGUACUGAUUCACCACACCAAGUAAAUGGUUACGAUUGUGGCAUGUAUGUAUUGGCCAUUGCAAGGAUAAUAUGCAGCUGGUAUGGAAGUAAAGACAAAGAUGGAGAUAAUAUGUGGUUCUGUGCUGUGAAGGAACAAGUCACUCCAUCGGCUGUCACUGCAAUGCGAGGUGAGAUCCUGGGGUUGAUCAGAGGUUUGAUGCCCAAAAAGUGAGCUUCAAGUAGCUUUCUGUAAGUCUGGAACUUGACAUAUAGUUAGCAGUUAGGUUACUCAUUACUACUUCCCUUUACUCUUAGACCUGGGAACAAAAACCCUAUGCAAGUCGAAGCAUUUUAUGGCAUUGUUAAGCUUAUGAAAUUCAGGAUUAGCAAUUCCAGUGUGGGCUUACAGGUAUUUACUGCCAUUAUUAGUAAUACUUGUGUAUGCAGGAAAUAGCUCUACAAUGCUUGUUUGCGUGGAA